Messenger RNA from Lactuca sativa (garden lettuce), 841 nucleotides. RefSeq names its product NADPH:quinone oxidoreductase. Gene Ontology annotation, cellular component: cytosol. Lineage: Eukaryota; Viridiplantae; Streptophyta; Magnoliopsida; Asterales; Asteraceae. Gene Ontology annotation, molecular function: FMN binding; oxidoreductase activity. The record is from RefSeq and is a predicted model, not a curated record.
UCGUUGUGUCAUUGUGUCAAAUACCCUCUUAAUAUAUUAUUUCUCUUUCAUUGUGUUCUACUCUUCGAUAGAAUAAAAAAUGGAGUCUGCCUUGAGUCUCAAACCCAUCGUCAACGUUGCUGCCAUCUGUGGUUCCCUUCGCAAAGCCUCCUUCAACCAUGGCCUUAUUCGCUCCGCCAUCGAUUUGACCAAGCAAUCGGUUGAUGGAAUGGCUAUCGAGUACGUCGACAUAUCACCUUUGCCGAUGCUCAACACAGAUCUCGAGAUCGACGGCAAAUAUCCGCCAGCAGUCGAGGUUUUCCGGCAAAAGAUUCUUCAAUCCGAUUGUUUCCUCUUCGCUUCUCCUGAGUACAAUUACUCCGUCACUGCACCUUUGAAGAACGCAAUCGAUUGGGCAUCCAGGCCGCCGAAUGUCUGGGCUGAUAAGGCUGCUGCCAUAGUCAGUGCCGGUGGUGGAUUUGGUGGAGGGCGGUCACAGUAUAUUCUCCGGCAAAGCGGUGUUUACCUCGAUCUUCAUUUCAUUAACAAGCCUGAGUUCUUCCUGAAUGCGUUCGAAUCUCCUCCUAAGUUCGACGAUGAAGGCAAUUUGAUAGAUGCUGCAGCUAAAGAGAGGUUGAGAGCUGUUCUUCUAGCACUGAAAGCUUUCACAUUGAGACUUCAAGGCAUGUGAUGAAAGCUACAACAAGGUAUUCAAAGCUGUUCUAGAGCGAUUCGUUUGAUUUUUUCGAAUCUUCUUAUGUUUCUGUUUGAAUUUCCGCUUGUAUGAAUUGAUUUUAGAAUUCAAGGAAAUGUAAAGUUCUAAGAACAAAUAAUAUCAUGAUUUGUAUGCUUUCGAAAUUUU